CGCCUCCUCGCGGGGGCGGGGCCUCGGGGCGAGGAGCGGCCUGGGACUGUGACCAGACGUUUACCGCCCGGGAAUGGGCUCUACGCGCUACGUGCCCCCAGCGGCCUAGGCCGGAGCCGAGUGUUAACCGCCCCGCGAGGGGCCCCGCGGGGGCGCGGUCUCGGGGCGGGGCGCGGCGCGACCUGAGAUGGUGACAAGAGAGUUAACCGCCCGGAGGGGCCGUGGGGGCGGGGCCGUGGGGCGGGACGAGGCCUGGGGGAGGUGCUGGCGGCGGAAGAGGCCGGCGGGCUGCGCCCGGCGCGCUUCGGCCACUUUAGGCUGCGCUGCUCCGGAGGGCCGGCGACCUCCCGGCACGGGAAGCCCUGCGAGGUUCGAGGGCGGUGACAGGGGUGCGGGGCGCGCGAGGGGGAAGGUCCCUCGACAGGCCGAAAGGCGGCGAACUCGCGAGUCUCGAGAGCCCGGGACAGGUCGAUCCCGACCGAGAGCUCGACUUUCAGAAGAGAGACGCCCCAGCAAGCCUCUUUAGGGGAGUUCUCCAGCUCCUCACCUCCAUGGGCCAGACAGCCUCGGCAGGGGGCGGCGGCAGCAACACCCACACCCCGCAGGCCCUGUACCCUGACCUGUCUUGUCCCGAGGGCUUGGAGGAGCUGCUCUCGGCUCCCCCUCCUGACCUGGGGGCCCAACGGCGCCACGGCUGGAACCCCAAGGACUGCUCAGAGAACAUCGAGGUCACGGAAGGGGGGUUGUGCUUUGAACGGCGGCCCGUGGCCCAGAGCACUGAUGGGGCCCGGGGUAAGAGGGGCUACUCGAGGGUGCACGCCUGGGAGAUCAGCUGGCCCCGGGAGCAGAGGGGCACCCACGCUGUGGUGGGCGUGGCCACGGCCCUCGCGCCGCUGCAGGCUGACCACUAUGCGGCGCUGCUGGGCAGCAACAGCGAGUCGUGGGGCUGGGACCUUGGGCGUGGGAAGCUGUACCAUCAGAGCAAGGGGCCCGAGGUCCCCCGGUAUCCAGCCGGACGUCAGGGUGAGCAGCUGGAGGUGCCGGAGAGGCUGCUGGUGGUUCUGGAUAUGGAGGAGGGAACUCUGGGCUACGCUAUUGGGGGCACCUACUUGGGGCCGGCCUUCCGCGGACUGAAGGGCAGGACCCUUUAUCCAGCAGUAAGCGCUGUCUGGGGCCAGUGCCAGGUCCGCAUCAGCUACCUGGGCGAAAGGAGAGCAGAGGGAACUGGCCUUCAUCUGACCCCCGCCUGUGUGCGCCACGCCCUGGGGGAUAGGCGGCUAGGCCACGUUUCUGCUCUGCCCUUGCCCCCCGCCGUGAAGCGCCACCUGCUCUACCGGUGACCCCUGUGAUGCCACAGAUUGCGCUGGGGCCUUGACCCACCCCUCUGGGGGAGGCAGCACUGCUGGCCUAGACCAGCUGCCUGAAGCCGGUGAGGCUGGGUCCCACCCCACCCCAAGCUCUGGGGAGCACCACAGCCCCAGGGCCACCCAGAGGGUGGAAGGGAGGGAGCUGUUACUCAAGGCUGGGGCAGCCUGGUACACAAGACAUUUCUGCAAGUAAAAGUUGGAAGAGAUGUGCUGCUGUAGAAACCUGUUUGUGGGUUUUUUUCUUUUUCUUUUUUCUUUUUUUGCACAAGGGUCCCGUGGCUGCCUCAAAAGGGAAAAAGAUGAUCUGGACAAGUUCAGUGAAGAAGGACACACCCCAAGGCUUAGUGCCAGGUGUUUAUUUCCCGCACACGCGGGACUGCUCACAGACACAACACACACAGGCAUCGGCACCGUGGGAGGGGGCAGCAGCCCGGCCUCAGCAGAGGACAGGACUUUCUCUCAGCCCCUGACCUCAUGGUGUGAGAUGGGACAGGAUGGGUUCUUGCUCCUGCCUUCACUGGGGACUGAGGGGACCCAUAAGCAAACACCCCUCCCACCUCUCAGCCAAGCUAAAGCCACCUUGGUGACAGGUUGAGUUCCAACUGAUACUGUAAGUGGAAGCGGGAGUGGCCUGGUCCCAACCAUUACAGGGUAGGGUGUAAACGGCAAAGGAAGAGGUACAUUUUGGAUUAGGCCACAAGAGGCAGCAGGUGACACCAUCAGAAGCAUGUGUGAAGGUUGGGGGGGGUGGGCAGUACAGUUACUGGGCUUCUGAGCUACCUAGUCCCUGUCUCAGCAGGAAGGGUAGCAGAGACGGGCAGGGCUUAUUAUUUGGCAUUGAUGAUAUCCACGAAUUCAGGCUUGAGGGAAGCGCCCCCCACAAGGAAGCCAUCCACGUCAGGCUGGCUUGCCAGCUCCUUGCAGGUUGCCCCAGUCACAGAACCUGGGAAGGGAGAAGAGAGGGGGAGAGGUCAGGGAUGGGAAGGGGUACUCCAGCCCUACCUCCACGUCGAAGAAGGACUCAGUCGGGUUCUCAGCCCACUCCACCUCCGGCUGGAACCAAACCCACUUACCCCCAUAAAUUAUGCGGGUGCUCUGAGCCACUGCAUCAGAGAUGUUGGACUUAAGCCAUCCCCGGAGCUUUUCGUGUACUUCCUGGGCCUAGAACAAGAAGCUAGACUAAGACUUUCACUCAAAGGGGCAAAAAACGUGGGCACCACUGGAGACAGGCAGUGUGGUUUUGGGACAAGAACCCCGGGAUCUGAGAUAGAACACCGGGGCUUCGAUCCCACCCAGGUCCUGGAAUGGAUGUCCUUUGACAUGUCACUCUCUUUUCUCCUGUCUUUUAUUUUUAUUUAUUUUUUAUUAAUACCUUUAUUGGAGUAUAAUUGCUUUACAACGGUGUGUUGGUUUCUACUUUAUAACAAAGUGAAUCAGCUAUACGUAUACAUAUAUCCCCAUAUCUCUUCCCUCUUGCG
This is a messenger RNA of Globicephala melas (long-finned pilot whale), 2845 nucleotides long. It is a transcript of the gene SPSB2, whose product is annotated as splA/ryanodine receptor domain and SOCS box containing 2. Gene Ontology annotation, molecular function: protein binding. Gene Ontology annotation, biological process: proteasome-mediated ubiquitin-dependent protein catabolic process. Gene Ontology annotation, cellular component: SCF ubiquitin ligase complex. Lineage: Eukaryota; Metazoa; Chordata; Mammalia; Artiodactyla; Delphinidae. The record is from RefSeq and is a predicted model, not a curated record.